Molecule: messenger RNA, 6765 nt
Organism: Lytechinus pictus (painted urchin)
Lineage: Eukaryota; Metazoa; Echinodermata; Echinoidea; Temnopleuroida; Toxopneustidae
Product: steroid 17-alpha-hydroxylase/17,20 lyase-like
Exons: 12
Coding region: 394-1917 (507 amino acids)
Biological process (GO): progesterone metabolic process; hormone biosynthetic process
Molecular function (GO): heme binding; steroid 17-alpha-monooxygenase activity; iron ion binding
Source: RefSeq, a predicted model, not a curated record
ACAGUGAUAUAAAUACGUGUAGACGUAUUAUUGGCAUUUAGUGAAGUCAAGUAGUUGAUACUUUGGAUCGAGUGCGUGUAAUUGUCCAUAGACAUUGAUUUAUUUAGUCAGUAAAGGGUCUGUGAGUCUAGACUAGUCGGAACUCUCGGCUCAAUCGCUAAAAAACCUCUUCCGGUAUCAGCGCUUCUCACUAGCAUAGCGGGAAGAGGUCUUUACUGCAGUUACGAGGUGAGUUCGAGUCCCAAGCAAGGUAAGCAACACUAAAACUUGAUAGAGAAAUCUGAAGUAAUCAAACGAACCAGAAGUCUUGACAAUCUUUUGUUAUUUUGGAUGGGGUGCGUAUGGAACUCUUUCCUAGGCCCUCUAUUGGUGCUGUAAGAGACCAAUGCUAUCAUGAUAGACCUCCUUGGAGAUGCAACCUUACCACAGGUCAAUGGAUUGACCAUCACAGCUACACUUGUUGUUGCAGCCAUCUCUCUGGCCUUAUGGACGAUAGUCAGACCUAGGAACUUCCCUCCUGGACCCAGAGGACUCCCUGUCAUUGGGAGCCUUUUAGAUUUAAAUGACAACCUGGAGGUAGUGUUUCAACGCUGGGGCAAGCAGUACGGUGACAUCUUUGGUUUUAAGAUGGGUGAGCACUGGAUGGUUGCCUUGAAUCAUCAAGAGGUCAUUAAGGAAGCACUUCUGAAGCAAAGCGUCCAGUUUGCAGGCCGUCCAAAACUCCCUUCAGCUUAUCUGGCCACAGAUGGGUACAAGGACAUCGCUUUUGGAAUGUAUGACGACACCUGGAAAAUGCACCGUAAACUAGGCCACACCGCCCUUAGGCACUUUGCAACAGGGGAACCUCUUCAGAAGCUCCUCUCAUCUACUUUCCUGAAGCUAGAGGUUGAACUUGCUGCAACUGCUGGUCAGCCAGUCGAUCCAAAGAAACUUGUCUCACUUCUACUGAACAAUAUAUUUUCUGAGAUGUGCUUUGGAAAGAGUUUUGACAUGCGUGACCCCAAAAUUCUAAGGAUUAUGGAGCUGAAUGAUGAGAUGAAUGAAACUUUAGGGCUGGGAUUUGCUGAGGAUGUUUUCUCUUUUCUGAAGUACAUUCCUUCACAAAAGCGUGAUGUCAUCCGAGGAAUUAUGCACAAAACGAAGAGUAUCGUGACUGAGAUGAUAGCUGCCCAUAAGGAAACCCGUAUACAAGGUGAAGUGAAUGAUAUCUACCAUCUGUUACUGGAUGCCCAAGCGAAAGCCAUGGCAGAGGAUAAGAACCUGGAGAAACUGAGCGACGAUCGGCUUCUUUGGACUAUCUUGGAUAUCUUUAGUGCUGGUAUUGAAACCUCAACAGAUACCAUGUCCUGGGCUUUUGCAUUGAUGACAGAACACCCCGAGAUCGCGGGCCGGGUCAGGAAAGAAAUUGACGAUGUGAUUGGGCGCGAUCGUAUCCCGGUCAUUGGAGAUCGCGGCAGCCUGCCAUACACUGAAGCCACACUCUACGAGGUUGUGCGUUUUUCUUCUAUAGCACCUGUCCUUUUACCACACGCCACCACCUGUGAUACUACCUUACGUGGUUACACUAUUCCAAAAGGCACAACAGUCUUUAUGAAUGUGCACUCCAUGCACUUUGAUCCCAGGGAAUGGAAAGACCCAGAGAACUUCUGCCCAGAGCAUUUCCUUUCGGAGGAUGGUAAGGUUCGUGAUCAUCCAUCGAGCUUCAUGCCCUUUGGAGCUGGACGUCGAGUUUGUCUUGGUGAAGCUGUGGCCAAGGCUGAUCUAUUCCUCAUCUUUACCUGGUUCAUGCAGAACUACACCUACAGCAAGGUUCCUGGUAAGGAAAGUGAGUGCCUGACCAACAUGAUCCCCAAGUUGGCUGGAGGAAGGGUCCUUCUUCCCUAUGAGAUUGUGAUCAACAAACGAGAGUAUAAUUAAUACCAACGGAAUCUUACAAUCAAUUGCAAGUCAGGUUUAGGUAAAAAUCAAUCACAAUUCCUUCAAUCGAUUGAAACUUUACAGUACUUGAAGGUCACAGUCUUUCUACAGAAAGCAUGAAUUAUUUUGUUGUAGUAAAAAUUGAUCUAUAUGUAUAACUCACGUCUUUUCAACCGAGUAUUACAAUUAAUUGCAAGUCACUUUAAAUCAGUACUAAGUUGUUCAAUUACUUUUAGUUUACAAUUCCUUGAGCCUUUUUUUUCGAUAAAAAUCAUUAUUCAUUUUGUUAUUGAUGAAAAUGAUCAAUAGCAAUUUUUUAAAUGAUAUUUGCAAUUAAUUGCAAAUAAAUCUCUAGUGAAACCCCUGUAUUGGGUGCAGAGCAUACAUGCAUGCUUCACUGAAAGUUCCCUAUUAAUAUUUAUUUAUCCUGUCUACUAAUCAAUGUGAUGGGUUUACAAUUAAAACAAAUAUGACUGACUAUGGCAAGCCAAAUUAUUGAAAAUAAUUUCUUUUUCUUUUUUAUGCUAAAGUAUUCAGAGAUGAUAAAAUAUGACUCUUCUUUGUAUAAAAAUAAAAAUGAAAUUGUUCCCAGUUACUUGUAGAGCUAUUAGCAAUCUCCUGCAAGAGGAAUAGCCUUAUUAAGCAACCACCUUGAAUAAUUUUCCCCUCCAGAAAACUUGUCUUUCUUUUAUUAUCCAGUUAUUACUUCUUACGAAGUUAAUAUUUUUUAGAUAUAGAUAUACAAGCCAUACUAAAAUGGUUAUUUUCUGUAGAAUUGUAAUGGCAUGUGUGUGGUUCGUGGUUAAAAUAGUUCAUUGUACAACCAGUGUUUAGACUAUUCCUUAUUAUUCUGUUUUACUUGGUUGUUUAAACAAUGAAUUAGAAUUCACUGCAGUGUGUACAAAGCAAGGAUAAGCCUUGAGGCAGAAAUAAACUAUCGGAUUAGACAUACCUAUAAACCCAAAGCCAAUAUAAAGGAGCAAAUAGGGUACCGAAGACAUCAUAUAAUUUUUUUCUGUGGGGGGGGGGGGGGGAUUUCACCAUAUUCGAUACUGUAUCAUAAGGAAGCAUGGUGUAAAACAUUCACGACCAAAAUUUGAUGGAUAUCAGUCGAUUGGGGCUCAAGAUACGGCUAUAUAAAUGCAUGUACCUACCUAGCCUCAUUCAAAUCGCUGUAAAGUUGGUCAGGUUCUUAAUAGUUCCUAAUGAACCAGGCCCAUGUAUACCGAUUUCAAUAGGACCUGGGGGCCGUUUCAUAAAGCUGGUCAUGUGGGCGCAUUGUGGUCUAGUGGUUCUGACACUCGCCUUUCAAACAGAGGGUCGUGGGUUCGAAUCCUAGCCAUGGCGUGUUUUUCUUCAGCAAGAAAUUUAUCCGCACUGCACUCGACCCAGGUGAGGUAAAUGGGUACCGGCAGGAAGUAAUUCCUCAAAAAGCUGUGCGCACCAGAAUCGGUAGACUAGCUUAGCCGGGGUAAUAUAGGAGCGCCUUGAGCACCUAGCAAGGUGGAUACGUGCGCUAUACAAAUCCUAUAUAUUUUCUAUUUAUUUAAGUUAAGAGCAACUUUAAGAACGACUGAUGAUCUUUCUUACGCACUAAACCAUCACCAAUCGACGUUUUGCUGUGUACCAUUUACCACAAGAAAGGAUCACCAGUCGUUCUUAAAGUCGCUCGUAACUUACGAACAGCUUUAUGAAACACCCACCAGUUAUGUAUUCAUUUGGCCAUACCUUGGAUCAUUAUGAAACAAUUCAUGUCAAAUUAGGUGUGUGGGGAUUUUUUUUUUCAAUCAUGCUCUAUUGAAAUACGGUCAUGAAAAUGCUGAAUUGCACAAACAGAAAAUUGAUGAUAUCGCACUUUGGUACUCUAUAUGAAGGGAGAAUAUUUCAAGAUGUGAACAUUCCUGAAUUCCUGUAUUUAUUUUGUAUCUUCAUAGGAGUGUCUUUCUUCCAUGGUGUGCUAGAAUUGUACUUUUUAAGAAAAAAUGAUGAAGGCCCCAAAAAAAUAACGUAUUAGUGAUGGCCUGAUUGAAAAAUAAAUUUGCUCUUAUACGUUUUUGUGUUUUUAUAUAAUGAUCAUUUAGUUCAUUUGUAUAGCAAAGCAAUACUAGUCUCCAUUUACCCCCACCUUGUAGCAGUGAAACACAAUGUGAAGGAUUUCUUUAAAAAAAGUAAAAAAUCACUUCAUAGAGUGAGACUUGAACCUAUGAUCUUCUCAUUGAAAGGAGAGAGUCAGAACCACUACACCACAAGACAUCCACUAAACUCUGAAUACAGUUAUUCAGAGAAAAGGGAUCUUAUAUACUAUAUUUGUUACUUGGACAACAUGUAAUUCUUGAGAGUAUCCAUACAUUAUUUUAGUGUAUUUCAUAAUGAAUAUGAUUAUUCACAGCCUGUUUUGGUCAUCAUAUAUCUUUUAAAUGAAAAGAAGUUUUGUAAUACAUGGUAGAAAAAUGUUUCCUUGUAAUGAUGUACUAGAAAGGUCUCAAAUAGCCUUUUUCUAAAAAAGCAACAAGUCAAACUAUUGUUUAUAUCUUUUUAAGAACAAUCAAAAUCAUGAGUUUACAUUCAAAUGUAUUGAAUUUGAUUUCAAUGGGCUUGCGUUAAUUGAAUGUGUACAAAUAUGUAUCAAAUUUGUAUCAAUUUAGUCGUCCAGUGUCAGGGUGAAAUGGAGAGCCUAUCUUGUUCACUUAGUGCGUGUUUAAGCCGUUGCCUACCAGAACUAGAUGAUUCCUGUACAAAGCCUAUGGGAAGGUUCAUUACAAAUUGGUCUACACCCACUUUGUCUACUUUCCAUUUGGUCUAAUCCCACAUGGUCUAAUCCUAGUACAGCCAGAUUGUCUACUUAAUAAUAAUAUUGAACAUUUACAUAGUACAGCUACUAUAUCAAUAUACUCUACUGCACUUUACAUUUGGUAUUAUAUUAUUAUUACCCCGGCGGUAGCCGAGCCGCCAUAUAGCCACUGAAGCAUUGGAGGAAUUUCUUCCUACCGGGUACCCAUUCACCUCACCUGGGUCGAGUCCAGCACAAUGUGGGUGAAUUUCUUGAAGGAAAACACGCCAUGGUUGGUAAUCGAACACACUUCCCUCAGAAUGAAAGACGAGAGUCGUAACCACUAGACCACAAAUUUAGUCCAAUUGCUAUUUGUCUAAUUGUCUGUAUUUUCAUUUGACACUAUACAAUAUAGUUAGCAGACAAAGUGGAAAAACAGAUGAACUUUGCAUUAGACCAAAUGAAAGUUCGCCCGAGAGUAUUAUACACCAAGUGAUGGUAAGACAAAGUGACAAUAGACCAUAUUGACAGUAGACCAAAUGGCUUCUGACGUCCGGUUAAACUUAAACUCAGGUUUAAAGUUGUGGUUUAAGUAUGGAAAGCCAAUUUUUACAUAAAUCACUAACGGUAGAGAUAUCAUAUUUCAGCUCAUUUGGCUCUCAAAUCAUUCAUAAUUGUCUAGGAAGUAUAAAUAGAUGAUUGUCUUCACCAUCGAUGAAUCAGGAAAGAGCAAAGCAAACAUAAGAGACAUAGAACUUAAUAAAAAUUUUGACACUCUUGGCUUCCCAUAAUUUUAGCACAGAGUUAGACCAUGGUCUACUCUAAGUUAAACCUGACUUCAGAAUACGGGCCAAUGGGUUUAUCCAAUGUAAUAUUAGAUAAUCUGAGUAAACCAAGACCUCUGUUACACCCAAUUUCCUACCUGAGUGACAUUUGAUAAGCUGGCAAAGCUGCCUUAUUUAUUAUUCAAAGUGAAAUGGGUUUGCAAGUACACGAUCAUUUGUGUGUGUGUGCUUUUAUAAUAGAAUAAUACAGAAAAGUGUUGAUCAGUUUAGUUAAAAAUGUAAACAGAUACAUGCAGAUGAAUCUUGGCUCAAUAAUACAAGGGUUAUAAUAAACAACAUUCAUGACUGAUUACUGAACAGUUUUUUUUAACAAGGGCACAUGUAACAAUGAUUUAUUUUGAUUGGCCAAUGCAAGUUUUGUAUUAGAGUCUAGGAGUUUUGUUAUAUUCAAUCAAAUAUAAUUAAUUCUUGUGCUGUCUCAUAACCACCGAUAAACUAUCUAUUUUCUAUUUACCGUAGUAUUUCAUAGUAUUAUUGAUCAUUAUUUCAUCACAUACAAAAUUUAUUGGAAUAAUUAACCUAAGAAAUUGUGCAAUUUAAUCACGGACUUUUUAAAUAAUGUUAUAAUGAAUGCGAGGAGAACUCGAAAAGAUGUAUUGAUAGGGAUAAGAGAUAACACAUAUCUCUUGGAAUCACUUAUCAAAAUAUGGGUUAAUUUUACAAUUUCCAAUGUAAUUAUCUGAUUGAUUAUUUAAUUUACUUUGUGUGCAGAUGUAUUAUGCCUUCAAUCUAAAACAAAAUGUGCCUAUCUAUUACACAGCAUUGUAUACAGGGUAGAACUUGAUAUUAUUCAUGUACAUGUAUUUGAAUUUCCUAUGUUACAUGUCUUUAUACAGGGUCAAAUUUAGCAGCUUUCCAUUUCUAAAAUACUUCUAUAUAUCUUUUACAUAUUUAUAUCAGGUAAUAGAGGUGAAUUAUAAUGUUUGGUGAAAUAUUUACAUUCAUUAGUUUGUUGAUUUUGUUUAUUUUGAAAUGUGUGUUUCUUGCAAUCUAAUAAAUUGAUUGCAGGAUGGUCUUUUUUCGGUAAUGAAUGUUAAUCAGGGAGUAGCCUAGAUAGGUCUAUUUGGCUUUUGCUAUCCCCCCACAUCGCAUUCAUUACCCUAUGUAUUUUGCUAUUUUUGUUAAUUUGUCAUUUUACAAUAUUCAUUACUCCUUUACUAUGGAAUCAUUUUGAUUGAUCUCGAUAUAUUGUACGUUUUUUUAGAGAUGUGAAAUAAAUGAAUUUGAAUUUGA